GUGUGGACGUCGGCGCACGCAGAGACGGAAGAGGCGCGGGCCGGGAAAGGAGCUGUCUGGACGCUGCGGCGCCUCGGUCCCCAUGGCGCUGUGGCGCGGCUCUGCGUACGCCGGCUUCCUGGCGCUGGCGGUGGGCUGUGUCCUCCUGCUGGAGCCGCAGCUGCCCGGCUCGGCGCUGCGCUCGCUGUGGAGCUCACUACAGCUGGCGCCCGCGCCCCCGGGACCCGGCUCCCCUGAGGGCCGCUUGGCGGCCGCCUGGGACGCGCUCAUUGUACGGCCGGCCCGGCGUUGGCGCCGCGUGGCCGUGGGAGUCAAUGCCUGUGUGGAUGUAGUGCUCUCAGGAGUGAAGCUCUUGGAGGCGCUUGGUCUGAGUCCUGGGAAUGGGAAAGAUCACACCAUUCUGCAUUCAAGGAAUGAUCUGGAAGAAGCUUUCAUUCAUUUCAUGGGGAAGGGAGUGGCAGCUGAACGCUUCUUCAGUGAUAAGGAAGCUUUCCAUGACAUUGCCCAAAUUGCAUCAGAGCUCCCAGGAGCCCAGCACUAUGUAGGAGGAAAUGCAGCUUUAAUUGGACAGAAAUUUGCAGCCAACUCAGAUUUAAAGGUUCUUCUUUGCGGUCCAGUUGGCCCAAAGCUACAUGAACUUCUUGAUGAUAAUGUAUUUGUUCCACCAGAGUCAUUGCAGGAAGUGGAUGAGUUCCACCUUAUUUUAGAGUAUCAAGCAGGGGAGGAGUGGGGCCGGUUAAAAGCUCCCCAUGCCAACCGCUUCAUCUUCUCCCACGACCUUUCCAACGGGGCCAUGAAUAUGCUGGAGGUGUUUGUGUCUAGCCUGGAGGAGUUUCAGCCAGACCUGGUGGUCCUCUCUGGAUUGCACAUGAUGGAGGGACAAAGCAAGGAGCUCCAGAGGAAGAGGCUCUUGGAGGUUGUGACCUCCAUUUCUGACAUCCCCACUGGUAUUCCAGUUCACCUAGAGCUGGCCAGUAUGACCAACAGGGAGCUCAUGAGGAGCAUUGUGCAUCAGGUCUUCCCCGCGGUGACUUCCCUUGGGCUGAACGAACAGGAGCUGUUAUUUCUCAGCCAGGCGGCAUCUGGACCUCACUCGUCCCUCUCUUCCUGGAAUGGUGUCCCUGAUGUGGGUAUGGUCAGCGACAUCCUCUUUUGGAUCUUGAAGGAACAUGGGAGGAGUAAAAGCAGAGCCUCAGACCUCACCAGGAUCCAUUUCCACACGCUGGUCUACCACAUCCUGGCAACCGUAGAUGGACACUGGGCCAACCAGCUGGCAGCUGUGGCUGCGGGAGCUCGCGUAGCCGGGACACAGGCCUGCGCGACAGAGACCAUAGAUGCCAGCCGAGUGUCCCUGAGGGCGCCCCGCGAGUUCAUGACUUCCCACUCAGAGGCCGGCUCCAGGAUCGUGAUAGACCCCAGCAGGCCGGUCGCAGAGUGGCACAGGGAGGGGGUAUCCUUCCACUUCACACCAGUACUGGUGUGUAAAGAUCCCGUUCGAACCGUGGGCCUCGGAGAUGCCAUUUCUGCCGAAGGCCUCUUCUAUUCAGAGGCCCGCCCUCACUAUUAGGGAGGUGGCUACGGGUCACUUCCCUAAGGAGAGCUAGCCGAUGUAAGAACUACAGGCAAAAUAGGAUGGAGGGUGUCAGAACAGUUUCUAGAUCUAAUUGAAAGAUAGCCAAAGAGACAACAGAUUAAACUGUAUCAGAUACAUUCCAGCCUGUUGAAGAUUUCACAAAAACAUUUCAGGUUUUAAUCAAAAUUUAGCUGUCUACUAACGAGACUGGAUUUUUGGUUUUUUAUGUUGUGUGUUACGGGGGUAAAACUUGAUUCCCAUAUUCCCAUUUUACGCAGCCUUGCCAAGUAUCUUAGGCCAGACUUUGCCCUGGAGAGCAUGUCAGCUGGAGAAAGCACUUCCCCUGUUGCCCCCCGAGGAAGCGCAUGCUCGCUCACCCGAACUCCCGGUCUCCAGUAAAGCCCAGCGUGAGGGUCCCGUGUUUUCUGGGCUCCGCGCUCCCGGGCAGGAUCUUGAUUUCCAUUCAGUGUUACAAUGAAAAUAUUUAAUGAGCACACCUUCUGAGUCUUCUGCUCUCAACCUUAAGACAGAGCCACAAAUGAGGACAAAACAGUCACUCCCGUGCAUCACAGUCACAGCAGAGGCCGGGAGCCCUGUGCAGCCUUUGCGGGGGGCCCGCGUUCGUCAUUUGUUCAGAAGCCUGGCUGACCUGCAGAGCGGCCAUGGGAGCUGCUGGGCCCUGUCUUCGUGCCCUGGCUCUGAAGGUUGUAGGCUGGCUGGUCAGAGGACCCCAGCCUGGGCCCGGUCCCCUCCCCCAGCUCUGGACACACUUUCCACAGUGGAGGACUGAUCUUUGUUCGUUCGGAUCCUUGAAGGAAUUUGCUUUUACAACUGGAAUAUGCUUGUGUGUAACAGAUCAUGUUUGUUUUACAUCGACGCACCACAUCCAUUAAAAAGUUUUACCUCAUAAGAGCCCCAAGAUCAUGAAUAAAUCUGUCAUGUAUUUAUUUUUUUAUAAAUCAAGGAGACUUCUGUGUGCUUUUAAAUAUAUUAAAAAUAAUUUACAUUUCAGGAA
Molecule: messenger RNA, 2588 nt
Organism: Leopardus geoffroyi (Geoffroy's cat)
Lineage: Eukaryota; Metazoa; Chordata; Mammalia; Carnivora; Felidae
Gene: ADPGK
Product: ADP dependent glucokinase
Exons: 7
Coding region: 83-1567 (494 amino acids)
Biological process (GO): glucose metabolic process
Cellular component (GO): endoplasmic reticulum
Molecular function (GO): ADP-specific glucokinase activity
Source: RefSeq, a predicted model, not a curated record